Penicillium paradoxum is the source of this 1191-nucleotide messenger RNA. RefSeq lists its product as uncharacterized. Bases 1 to 1191 code for a protein of 396 amino acids. Lineage: Eukaryota; Fungi; Ascomycota; Eurotiomycetes; Eurotiales; Aspergillaceae. The transcript is spliced from 4 exons. The record is from RefSeq and is a predicted model, not a curated record.
AUGGCCGACCAAACGUACGCCUUCCAGGCACUGUCCAGCGAUAAUCGUGGUGCUAUAAUCACCUUAACCUCGGUAUCCCUUCUGAUUGCGACCACAAUCUUCGUGCUUGCCAAGCUCGGGUCGGUGCUUUACUUCAAGCAGCGACGGACGGCAGUCAACACUCCCAUCUGGGUCGCUUUGGUUUUUGCAAUCAUUCAAGUCGUGGUCUUACAGAAGGCUGUUGACCAUGGGUUGGGAAAGCACCAGGACCGGCUGAGCGAAAGCGAGAUUCAAGCCGUGAGCAAGCUCGCCUUUGUCGCUCAUAUUGUGCUCAUCGUUGUGUUGUCGCUUUCAAAAAUAUCGACCAUCCUGCUGGUUUGGAAGUUGACGCCGAGUAGAACCCUCCGUCGCAGCUGUGUUAUCACGGCUGGGAUAGUUAUCGCGUGGUCAAUAUUCGCAGUGUUUAGUAUAGCUUUCCAGUGUGAACCGCCCAACCGGUGGCUAUACUCCCCCGAGCGAUGUGUUGGAGAAGGAGCCCUCUUCUACCCGAUCGCAGUCGUCAACAUCCUCACCGAGAUUAUCAUUGUUAUCCAGCCGUUUAUUAUGAUGCGAAAUGUCCAAAUGGCCCAGAACAAGCGAGUGAAGAUCCUGUGCUCGUUUUUUGUGCGCAUAAGUAUUGUCGGCCUCGGAAUCGCCCACCUCGCCCUCAUACCUUCAUUUGUCCACUCAACCGAUCUCUCUUGGGAUAUUGUCAAUUGGGAAAUAAUUGGCCAGACAAUGAUGCUCACAACCAUCAUAAUCGCCUGCGUUCCAACCCUCUACCACAUCUUUGCCGGCCUACACUCCGGCCUGACCACAACCCAAAUCCCCGACAGGAUCGGGCUCGAGCUCCCACAGACCAAGAUCAGCAGUUAUAUCAACCAAUCCUCCUCGGAAGCAAGCCAGUCGCAUUCGCGGUCGCGGUCACAUGGACCUCCGAAGAAGAAUGACCGGCCAAUGUUUGAUGGAUGGGGAGGUGAUACCGGGGUUGUGACUCAGGUGACAUCAGGUCGGAAGUUGAAUCAGAAUGAGGAUCGUAGAGAGUCUGGUUCGAGUGAGGGGGCUGAGAGUACGCGGCAUUUGACGCAGGAUAUCCAAGGGAAGGGAGCCGUACUAAGGACCGUGGACGUUACAGUGGAGUUUGAACAGCAAUCUCAUCGGGAUCAGCUUUGA